UUCGAUAACGAUGGACACAAAGAAGGAGAAGAACAUAGUUCUCAAAAUUGGAGCACGAACUUUAGAAUGUGGGCUUGAAGAUUCUUCAAAACCUUUAGGAAAAUUCAAUGUCCACCAUUUCGCCGAACUUCAAACAUUCGGAGUUGAUUCAACUGCAUAUGAUCACUCCCUUAUACCCGACAGUGCAUCCGAAAAGGUAACCAAAGAGUUUCGGUUACAAUCCAUGGCUAAAAAUGAUCAAGAGCAUUUUAGGCAUCUGUUCUUCCCUGAUACUCUUAUCUAUGAAGACUUAAGUCUUUUUUUACAAAGCCUGAAAAUUCACCUUCGGAAGGUAUUGAAUAAAAUCUUUUAUAAAUGUGGAAUUUCCACAAUCAACUCGAAACUUAUUUUGGUCCAAAACUCGACGUUUCCAAAAGUUUACAAUAAACUUCUCACAGAAAUUCUAAUAAACGAUCUCCUCAUGCGUGCUGUUGUAAUACUUCCAACCCCUUUAAUGGUUUCUAUAGCAUCCGGCUCUAGCUUUGCUCUAAUUAUCGAUAUUGGAUGGUCUUUUACUACAGUUGUUCCUGUUUUUGAUUAUAGGGUGUUGGAUAAUUUGCUAACGUUUACAAACAGAGCUGGCUCUCGUUUGCAUUACGAAUUAUUAUCCGAAUUACGAGAAGAAGGAUUUGAUAUCGAAAGUAUAUCCUUCCGAGAACUUGAGAAUACUAUUUCAUUGCUUGAUAGCUUGGUAUGUACUUCAAAUGAUGAACUUAUUGCUUGCGGUAGAUUUCUUGUUAGAAAAAAGAUUUUCACUGACGCAAUAGAGAAACUUUAUCUCAGCUUUGAUUCUUCUGUCCAAUAUGAAGAUAACGAGAUUCCAAUUAUAAAACUAGCUACUGAUUUAAUUGAUAAGAGAUUGCCAAUAGAUCUGAGAAAAAUCUUAUCUUCACGAACAAUAGUAACGGGAGGAAUAUCAAAUCUUAAAGAUUUCAGGCAGACAUUACUAGCGAGGAUUGACGAAGCAGUUGCACAACAACUGCAUGGUAUAGAAACUCUUGGCGACUGGGCAGGAGCCAGUAUCUAUUCUACUUUAAUGAAACAUCAAAAGAAAAGCCCAGACUUGUGGGAAAUACGGAAAGUUUAAAUGCGUAAACUUGUAGUGUUUUAGGAAGAUCCGAUAAGAUGUAGGUAAGAACAAAUUUUUAAUGAUAUAAAACUAGUUAAAUACCAAAUAUUACUUGAUGUUUAUGAAUAUUAUCAAGUGAAUCCAAAACAAAGAUGUAACUAUGUAGCAAUAC
Molecule: messenger RNA, 1280 nt
Organism: Pichia membranifaciens NRRL Y-2026
Lineage: Eukaryota; Fungi; Ascomycota; Pichiomycetes; Pichiales; Pichiaceae
Exons: 1
Coding region: 11-1126 (371 amino acids)
Biological process (GO): microtubule-based movement
Source: RefSeq, a predicted model, not a curated record